AUGAACUCCGACCAGACCUCAUCGAACGAUGGCCAAGUGGACUUCAAAACGGCCGUAAGACAGGAAGAAUGGUAUCUCAAGCGUCUCUAUCCAACGCCGGCAGACAUACCCUCAUGCACGAACCAUCUCGACACGUAUUUUGCGUGUAACACCAUGCGAAAUCUCGUCAAGUCAAUGUACCGAUAUGGAACCUUGCGGGAGGACUGCUCAGAGAAGUGGGCCGAGUACAAGUUCUGUCUCAGCCUGAAGUGGAUGGGCAUGGAUGAGCGGCGUGAUGCAUGGAUUCGGCGUAAGGCUAUUUGGUGGGCCAAGCGACGGGUGGGUAAAAGUAGUGAGGAUGUCUGGCAAGUUCGGGAGUGCGUCUUGUUUCAUUUUACCUUUCCUCACUCGCCACUUAGUUUUUUUCUUCCUUUUAGUGAACCAUUGCCUAGUUUUCCCAAACCUGUAGACCCACUGCAGUACCUCAGGGAUCGGCCUUUAGAGUGGAUGUCGUGUCGGGAGGAUUAA
Molecule: messenger RNA, 507 nt
Organism: Mycena indigotica
Lineage: Eukaryota; Fungi; Basidiomycota; Agaricomycetes; Agaricales; Mycenaceae
Exons: 2
Coding region: 1-507 (168 amino acids)
Source: RefSeq, a predicted model, not a curated record